Messenger RNA from Rotaria sordida, 1842 nucleotides. The record is from the annotation of a GenBank genome assembly. Lineage: Eukaryota; Metazoa; Rotifera; Eurotatoria; Philodinida; Philodinidae.
AUGCCUUACAAUGGUAAAUCAAAAGCUAUGUCACGUUCUCGAACUACAAAACGACAAUAUGAAAAUGAUGAUAUAAUCGAUGAUAAUAAUAAGGAAAAUAAUGAUGAAAAGAUGACAUCUACCACGAAAAAAACUCAAGAACAACAAAUUGUGUCAAAUAAGAAACGAACAAAACAACAAUCACCAGCACCAGCUUCAGUUAAACCAAAAGAAAAUACAUCUAAAAAUAAUCUUAAAUCAUCUCGGUCUCGUUCAGUUGCAGAAUCAUUACCAAUUAAUUCAUUAAAAAAUUCUAAUACAACAAUAAUAAAUAAAAAGAAGAAAACUACGAAUACAUCAUCAAUUGAUAGUAAAUCAAAAAGACAACAAUCUCCAUCACCAUCAAUCGAAUCAACAAAUAAAGUUAAAAAUCGAGCAACAAAAGAUGUACUUCGUAUAACUACGACACCAAUAACAGCUAAAAAUAUUCGUCAUCGAUCAAUUUCAUCAUCUAGUUUAACGACAGAUAAAAAUAAAAAAAGUAUUUUAUCAACAAAAGUAAACACAUCUAAAUCUAGAACAAUUAAACCGACUGAUGUUCAACAAUCACGUUCAAAAUCUUCAAUGGCUCGUUCAACACGUCUUAUGAAUACUACACGUCGAACUAUUCGUCGACAGACCACAUAUUUAUCAGUACCAUCUAUUAUAAAUGGUAAUAUCAAAGGUGGUCAAGUAUUAGCUGUUGGUGAAAAUGGUAUGACACAAUUAGGUCUUAAAAGUUCUAUUGAUCAACGAAAAAAUCCUCAACCUGUACUUAUUCCUGAAUCAAUUGUACAAAUUGCUGCUGGUCCUUUACAUUCAGUUUGUUUAACAGAUCAAAAUAAUAUUUAUACAUUUGGAUGUAAUGAUGAAUAUGCAUUGGGUCGUCCAGAUAAUAAUAAUAAUGAUGAUGAUGAUGAUGAUCAUAAUGAUACUGAUCCAUUUGGAGAAGUUGAUUUAAGUCAAGUAAUGAAUAUAGAUGAAGAAAAUAUUGUACAAAUUGUUGCUGGUGAUAGUCAUACAUUAGUUUUAUCAAAUAUGGGUAAGGGUAAAAUGGCAAAACGUCCAAUUGAAAUUCUUUUACCAGAAAAAAUUGUUAAAUUAGCAAGUGGAUAUGAUUUUAUAUUGUUUCUUAGUGAAACUGGACAAAUUUAUUCAUGUGGUAAUGGAGAAACAGGUCAAUUAGGUCGACUUAGUCGAUAUGCAUCUGAAGAUGGUCGACGUGGAGGAAUUGAACGAUUAAUCACACCUACGCCUAUUCUUUAUAAUCGAUCAUCAAUUAAAGAAAAAAAUUUAUUAUUUGAAGAUAUUUUUACAGGUGCUCAUCAUUAUUUUUUAAAAGUACAGGGUCACCCUUAUAUAUUUGCCGGUGGAUUAAAUAAUUUUCAUCAAAUUGGUUUAUCAUCAACAGAACCUGUCUUUUUUCCAGCACAUAUUCCAUCGUUAGACGGCUACCAAUGGAAAAAAUUUGCCGGUGGUCUACAUCAUACACUUGGUCUUACUGUCAAUGGUGAAGUUUAUGCAAUGGGACGUUGUCAUGAAGGCCAAUUGGGUAUUGAUGGUCUAACUACUCAUAUUGAUAGACCAAUACUUAUUCCAAAUAUUCCAAAAGCUGUUGAUAUAGCUUGUGGAAAUCAUGUUUCAUUUAUAAUUGAUGAAACAGGCAAAGUCUAUUCAUUUGGUGCUGGUACAUCUCUUCAACAUGGACAUGGAGAAAGUGAUAUUAAAAUUCCACGUAUUAUAUCAUCGAAAUUCAUGGAUAUUAAAAAAAUAGCGAAUAUUGCUGUUGGUGCUCAACAUACAAUUUUUCUCACGAAAGAAUAA